AUGGGAUCAAAGGUGUCUAAGCCAGAGAGAAAAAUUGUGCUUUUGGGGAAAACUGGAGAUGGCAAAAGCACAGCUGGAAAUACAAUUCUCAGAGAAAAAAUGUUUAUCCCUAAAGUUUCAGCGAAUUCUGUUACAGCUCACUGUGAAAGAAGGCAGAGGAAGGUUCAUGGCAGAAAGAUCACAGUGAUUGACACACCUGGAUUCUUUGACAUGGAUCAUAAUGACGCGGAGACAAAAUCUGAGAUAGUUAAAUCUUUGAUUGAAUGCGCUCCUGUGGUUGAUGCCUUUAUCAUUGUUCUAAAGGUCGGAAGACACGAUAAUGAAGUGGUACAGAAAUUCCUGAACACAUUGCAUAAGGACGCCUUAAAACACGCAGUGAUCUUAUUCACUUUUGGUGAACAACUAGAAGGCAAGACCAUCAAAGAGUUUGUGAAGGACAGUUCACAGCUUCAGGAGCUGGUUGAUAAAUGUGGAGGUCGCUGUCACGUCAUCGACAACAAAUACUGGAAAAAACGUAUAUGGGGGAACAAGAGCAACAGAGUUCAGGUGAAAAAUCUGCUGAAGACCAUUGACAAGAUGGUGGAAGAGAACGGCUGCUGCACAAAUGAGUUUCUUCAAAAGCUGGAGAAACACAUUCAAGAGGAUGAGAAGAAUAUAUCUGCGGUCAAUCUGUCUCCAGAAGAGAUACGAGAAAAAGCUAAGGAGAUGGUUCAUGAAGAAUAUGUAAAAAGGCUUGCUGGAGUGGCUACAGGAACACUGAUGGGUGCUUUUCUAGGCAUUGAUGUUGUAGUGAGAUCAGUUGUGACUUUACUUACGCCAGAGAACCCUCAAGCAGUGAUACAAAUAGUCAGGGCAGCAGCACAAAAUAUGACACAAGAGUGUGAAAUAGGGUCUUAUCUGAGGGCUGGAAUCACUGCAGCAGGUGGAGCUUUGUGUCUUGCAGGAGCUGUUGGAGCUGUUGUAGGAGGAGUUACUGGAUACAAAGCAGCAGAGGAAGCUGAUUCAGUCAAUGAUUCAGUGACGAGAGCAGUAGCAGACACAUAUGCAAAGGCCUUACAUGUAAAUGAGAAGGUACAAGAUUUAGUCUCUGUUGCUUCUAAAGACAUAAAGGCAAAUUGA
Cyprinus carpio (common carp) is the source of this 1119-nucleotide messenger RNA. RefSeq names its product GTPase IMAP family member 7-like. Bases 1 to 1119 code for a protein of 372 amino acids. NCBI's taxonomy places the organism in Eukaryota, Metazoa, Chordata, Actinopteri, Cypriniformes, Cyprinidae. The record is from RefSeq and is a predicted model, not a curated record. The transcript has 2 exons.